This is a messenger RNA of Vidua chalybeata, 2993 nucleotides long. RefSeq names its product maestro heat-like repeat-containing protein family member 6. The transcript has 15 exons. NCBI's taxonomy places the organism in Eukaryota, Metazoa, Chordata, Aves, Passeriformes, Viduidae. Gene Ontology annotation, cellular component: cytoplasm. The record is from RefSeq and is a predicted model, not a curated record. The coding region runs from base 443 to 2722 and encodes 759 amino acids.
GGUGACAUAGGAGCUGGCGGUGACAAGAGCACGCCACAGUGCUCGGAGCAGGCGACGGGACAGGACAGGACAGAGCGGUGCCGUGAGGAGUCCUCGCACAGCGCGCUCGUUCGUGUCUGACCCGGAGCUUUUCUGAGGCGUUAUUCCUGCAGGUGACCUCGUGGCAGGACUGCGGGACUUGGCAGCCCGUGGCCUUCCCGAGGCUUUUCUUUUGCAGGUGCCCGCGAGGCCAGACUGAGGGAAUUGGUGACCACAAGCCUUACGAGGAGUCUCCUGUCAUUGUGGCAGGAGCCCUCAAGACCAGAGUGCAGGACUUGCUGUCCUGCAGCCGUCCUGAGGUUUCUCUGCCUCAGAUGCCUUCAAGGCACAACUACAUGACUUGUUGACUCAGAACUUCACCCUUCCAUCUUCCUUCAAGGUGCCCUCAAGGCCAGACUCUGGCAUGGCAGGCAGAUUACUCAGUGUGUUCAAAGUUAUUAGGGGGAAAAAAAAGAAACACCCUGGAGCUGACCCAGCACAAGAGCAUGAAGAAUCGGAGCAGUUCCAGACACUGCAGGAUGAUGCAGCCCUGGACUGGACACAAGAGCAGGAACCCGCCCGUGGCCGCUUCCGCAAAAGCCUGAAGAUGUUCCGGCAGUUCCUGCGCAUUCGGCUUAGAAAGACCAGCAGCACAGCAGCUGAGGGCACAGCCGAGCCUGACUCGGGGCUGACCGAGCUCCAGGGAGAGCCUGAUGGCAGCCCAGAUUUGGCUGAGCGCUCAGAAGACUCUGACACCUCAGUGACUGAAACCUGGGCAAAGGCUCUUCUCACGUCAAUGACUGAGGACGUGGCCAUCACCAGCAGCGACAAUGAAGAGACUCAGGGCAUCACAACUGCUGGCACCAGCCCAGAUUCACUGGAGCACUCAGAAGACUCUGAGGCUGCAAUGAACGAUCACAAGGCAAAGGCUGACAUGGCAGUGACUGAGGAUGUGGCCAUCACAAACGCCAACAGCGUAGAGACUCAGGGCCUUGCAAAUACUGACACCACACCCACUCCUACUCUGAGUCAGGAACUCAUAUUUGACUAUUUCAAGGAGCCUUGUGUUUCUUCUCACCAGCAGCAGCAGGUGCCAGCCAAGGUGGAGAACAUCCACCAGAGUCUCAUGUCCCACGUCUCUGUGGAUGCCAGGCUGCAAACGGACAUUGUGAGGCUGGCAGAAGAACACCCUGCUGACGUGGUGCUGACCCUCCUGCGCUGUGCCCCAACGUGUGACAGAGCUGCUGCAAUGAUGUGGAGAGCCAUAGGCUCAUCGGGACCAGCACUGGAGAAAGCGCUGCCAACACUGCUCUGUGUGAUGGAGGACUGGCCUCUGCACACAAUGUGCACCUCCAAUGGGGACAACAAGGACCUUUUUGCCCUGGCUGCAACUCUGGUGAUCUGGCUGAUUGUGCCUGAGUGCAACAAGGCCAUGAUCCCUUAUUCUGGGCAACUGUUUGUGGCUCUGCUCUCCCAUGUUGUCAUCACCACACAGCAGAUGCCACCAGAGGAAGUUGAUAACUUCUGGAGUGCAUGCCAGGAGAAACACCGCCUUCCCUACGAGCCCAACAGGUUUGCAGUGCAGGCCAUGAAGGAUCUGCUCUGCCGACUGCAGUGUGACCAUGUGGUGGUGGCUAUGGAGCGCAAGGGGUGCUGGGACAUGAUGCUGUGUGCUCACACCCAGCACUAUGCCGUGGGUCUGCUGGCCAGGGAGAUGUGCAAUGUCUUGGUCCCCUUCUGUUCCUGCAUCACACUCCACUUGCUCCGGCAGCUCAGCAGGGAGGAGCCGUGCUGGGAUCUGCCCUUCCUGGCAUUCCUUGUGGAGGUCCUCGAGCGCCUGGACAUGAGUAAAUGUGGUGGCAGCGUCAUGAAGAUCAUGUCAAGGUACCUCCAGAGUGAAUGCAGUCAGAGGCGUCGCCUGGCACUCAGAGGCCUCGUGGUGCCCAGCAAGGAUCCCUCGAUGGCCAGAAGAAUGUGCAGCGUGUCUCAAAGCCUUCUGGAGCUGCUGGGGGAUGAAGAUAGAGAGGUGGUCAGCAUGAGCCUCCAUGUGUUCACAAAUGUGCUCCAGCACAAAGACAUCCUGGUAUCCAGCACCACCGCCCCGAAGCUGGCUGAGGCUCUCCUGCUGCUCUUUGACCACGACAACAGCCAUGUGCAGUUGCUCUCCAUUCAACUCUUCUGUAAGGUGAUGGACUUGGUAGUGGAUGAGGGAAAAAAGUCCCUGGAGACAAUUGUGAACAAGAGCCUGGACACACUUUUCAUCUACUGUCAUGAUGAGAACUGGCGCGUGGCAAAGGCCUCUCGGGAAACGCUGCAUUGUGCAGCCAAGUUUCUGAAGAGGAGAAAGCUCAAGCAGCUGCUGGAGAAGGAGCAUCUGUGGAAGUUUGCUGAGGUCCUGCUGGCAGAGGACAGGAGCCGAGCGGCCGAGCACCUGCGCCGGGCCCGGCCCUACCUGCAGAGCCCACAGGAGCCCCUGCGAGAGGUGGCCGUCAGGUUCAUGGGGAUGGCCGAGCGGAGCUUGAGGGGGCAGCAGGGAAAGCUCCACGCCCUCAGUCAGGCCCUUCAAGCCCUGUGGAGAGAUGACAGUCCUUCCCAGAAAAACAUAGUAGUUCAUGAUACAUUCAGUGAAAGAGCUGCAGAAGUGGCUCAGAAGAACCAGUCUGCAUCAGGCCUCCAAAUGCCAUGGACGAUGAGACUACCUUGAGACCAGAAGAGACCAGCUGGAGCUCCAGGCACAGCUGAUGAUUGGCACAGCUGACCCUGUGGGAAACCUGCAGGGCUUCAGCCCUCUCCCUGCUUAUAGAUAGCUCCUUCCCUCCAGCCCUCAGACACUGCCCAUCCCCUUUUUUCCCCUCCACUCUCCCUCCCUGUUGACAGCUCUUUCCCUCUAGCCCUCACAUCCUGCCAAUCCCAUUUUUCCCUCCCACCCCAUCCCUUUGGUUUGUCUUCUAUCAAUAAACAGUUUGGCUUUUUCA